AUGGUGGCAAAAUUCUGUAAUUGUAUAGAAGAUAAGUAUAAACAAAAACAAAAACAUCUAGACAAGUUUGAGGAAAAUAAUUACACGGAUUUGUACGUGAUCGGUAAAAUUUGGAUUGACGCACUGAAAAUAUGUCUAACAGGGGCUGAUGUGGAUAUAUUUCCUAAAGUAGAAGCUGCGAAAGCUGAAGAAGGACCUCCAAAAAAACCUCCUCCGAUGAAGCUAUCAGAACUAUCGAUAUAUAAGAGUCCGUACAACGAUUACAAAGACUAUGAAGAAGAUAAGGAGAAAAGUCCCGACAGAAAGGUUAAAAUACUGCAUCAAUCAUUACUACCGCACGUGAAAAAUAUUAAACAAGAAGUUAAGAAGAAUGCGUGUGGAGGAUUAUGCUUCGUGAAGUCAAAUGUUAACAAAGCAUUGGACACUUUGAAGGAAAUCAAAAAUAAUUUCAAAAAAACCAUGCGAGAUCCCGAUAAUUUGGCCAUCAGACAAGGCGUUGUAGCCAGUGGUGGGUUCUUGGGUUUUAUGCUUGGAAGUGGCGGUGGAAUUACGAGGCGACUUCUCUACACUAGCGCUGGCCUUUUAACAACCGGAGCGUUAUGCUUCCCAAAGGAAACUGAUGAAACAUUCAGAAACACCAUUUAUAUAACAGGAAAAUCAUUCAUCGAUAUAUAUAAUAAAUGGUGCAAUAAGGAUUUUAAUUUACGGGAAAGACUAGCGUGCAGAGAUGAAUUCCCACCGACGCCCCCGGAUAGACCACCAAUGAAUUGUCCACCACAGAAAUAA
Molecule: messenger RNA, 786 nt
Organism: Danaus chrysippus (African queen)
Lineage: Eukaryota; Metazoa; Arthropoda; Insecta; Lepidoptera; Nymphalidae
Source: the annotation of a GenBank genome assembly